Molecule: messenger RNA, 1978 nt
Organism: Ruditapes philippinarum (Manila clam)
Lineage: Eukaryota; Metazoa; Mollusca; Bivalvia; Venerida; Veneridae
Source: RefSeq, a predicted model, not a curated record
AAAAUGGAUGCAAAUGAACAAAGGCAAGAGGCACAGGGUGGUAAUGAAGUGUCUGAGGUAAAGAAAGACCAAGGGCAAACAGAGAAGGAGCAAAAGGUCAAGGUCAUUUAUAAAUUUUGUGAUCUACAGCAGAGGCUGGUUGAUGAGUGGAGACUUCAUUUCAAAGAUUAUAUUCCAGAUAGAGUACAGGUUUACAAAGGGGACAUUUUCAAAGAUGGACCAGCUGCUGAUGCUAUUGUUUCUCCUGCUAACAGUUUUGGUUUUAUGGAUGGAGGAAUUGAUAUGGUGUACAGUAGACAUUUUGGUUGGCAAAUGCAAGAGAGGCUACAGAAGUUGAUAAGGAAAGAUUAUGAUGGAGAAGUCUUGGUUGGUAACGCUGUAAUUAUGACAACUGUAGAGCAUCAUAACAGAAACGUUGUUGAUUGGUCAAAAUUUAAUGAAGGCCAGCCAAUCAAAUACCUCAUAUCUGCUCCAACAAUGCGUGUCCCAAUGGAUGUGUCAGAUACCAGCAACGCUUAUUUAGCUUUCAGGGCAAUAAUACUUGCAGUUUGGAAAUUCAAUGAAUCUAAUCCAGCUGACCCAAUAAGGAGUGUUUUAUGUCCAGGUCUUGGAACAGCUGUAGGAUAUAUGCCUCGUGACAGAUGUGCUUAUCAGAUGUUGAGGGCAUUUCAAACAUUUGAGCUUGGAACCGAUACAGAAAUUUUGAAUCCUAAUAAUCUUGCAAUUCCAUUGGUUCAUCAUUAUGAUAUGGCAGAGUUUGGUGGACAUGAUGUUAAAAAGGGGCCACCAAAAGACAAAGUUGUUAUAAAAACAUCAAACAAGACUACCAAAGUCCUAGAAAAGACGAAAGCAGAUCAGAAGAAUGCUGAUGUGGAACCUUCUGAUAAAGGUGCAGCAGAAAACAAAGAAGAAAAAACAACAACAGAGAACAAAAAUGAAGCCAGUGAAGCUGUCAAAAGUUAAAAGAAAUGAAAUUUAAAACUUUUUAUGAUAGUAUAGUAUUAGAAAUCAUGUGUAUGCAAAUUCAUUUUAAUAUGUACAGUAUAGAAACAGAAAUGGACAAAAAUAUCAGAUUAUUUAAGGUAAUAUUCUAAGUUAUCAGUUACCUAUUCUUAGUUAUAAAUAAUCAUCUUAUUUAUUUACUUAGCGUAAGUUUCAUCUACUGUACUUAAUUUAGUAAAGCCUUGUUGAAGAGUCUGGAAAGAGGGAUCAAAAACGAACUCACAAUAACAAGAGUUUGUGCAUUCUCCUUCAGUUAUUAGGAAUUUUUUUUUUGUUUUGGUUGGAUUUUACGUUGCACCAACACAGUUUAUGUCAUAUAGCGACUUUCCAGCUUUACUGGGUGCCUUCCAUGUGUUAUUUCAGGCAUAAAUGGACAUAUAACCACAGACUUUUCGUAAGCUAGCUGGAUAGCUUCAUCACAUUAAAAAAUCCUAAGUCCAUAUCAUGAUUUGGACCCACAGCAGUGAGGGGCAAGUGGUUUGAUUAGGGAAGAUAUAAACUAAUAUCUAUUAUUUUAGUGGUACUUAUCUUCUCUCUGUAGAUUUUAUAAUUUACUGUGUGUUUUUUUCCUUAUUUUUGAAGAAGAACCAACCAAGCAUAUUGUUACAUGUACAUUAAGUAUAACUGAACAUGGGUUGCCCUGGAGAAUAUUUUGAGCUGGCAAUUAAAUUUUGCUAAUGUAUUGUUGCAUCUUGCUAGGGAUCUUGCUAGGGGGUGAUCACCCAAGAAGCAGAAGUGCUAAGUGCUUUCCGACCAAGGUGAAACCAAGAGAGUAUAACACAGGUUUCGGACCAAUAUUCUUAAAAGCAACAUUGUUUGUAACUUUUCUCGUACUGCAGAGUGUUCAGGGGUAAAAUAAUUAAUGAAAGUAUUGUUGCAGUGUGUACAUUUCAUCUAUGGUUAUUUAUUUUAUGUAUUUUAUAUUGUAUAAUUUAUUAUUGUAAGUUGAAUGCUCAAUAAACUUAUAAGUAUAUUA